AUGAGGAAGACAGCGGCCCUCAAAGGUUCGCGACGGUUUGCGAAGGCGCUGUACUCCUACGUGCCUCACGAGGAGAACGAACUGCGUCUGGAUGUGGAUGAUGUCAUCGAGGUGCUGGAGGGGGAAGAUGGAGGCUGGUGCCUGGGUUACCUGAGGGGCAGGAUAGGCCUGUUCCCCUCCAACUACGUCAAGUUCAUACAGGACCGGAGAGUUGCCGCGGCCCGCCAGAUCGCCGAGGCAGAGGAAAUACAGAUGAAGCGGAGUGUUUAAAGGCGACGGGACGGACCAGUUUGAUGGAGCACUGUUGUACCGAGAGACUGUUUAAAGACAUCCAGUGCGAUUUCA
Molecule: messenger RNA, 345 nt
Organism: Branchiostoma belcheri (Belcher's lancelet)
Lineage: Eukaryota; Metazoa; Chordata; Leptocardii; Amphioxiformes; Branchiostomatidae
Product: CD2-associated protein-like
Exons: 3
Coding region: 1-270 (89 amino acids)
Molecular function (GO): protein binding
Source: RefSeq, a predicted model, not a curated record